GUUAUUGGCGUUAAGUGCAAAGUUCCUGGCGGUGAAGACAAGGUUUCCUGGCGGUGAGCACAAGGUUCCUGGCGGUGAGGACAAGGUUGCUGAAGUUUAGGAAAAGGUUCCUGCCGGUGAGGGCAGGGUUCCUGGCGGUGAGGACAAGGUUUCCUGGCGUUGACGACAAGGUUCGUGGCGGUGAAGGCAAGGUUCCUGGCGCUGAGGAAAAGGUUUUUGGCGUUGAGUACAAAGUUCCUGGAGGUGAGGACAAGGUUCCAAGCGGUGAGGACAAGGUUCCUGGCGGUGAGUACAAGGUUCCUGGCGCUGAGGAAAAGGUUAUUGGCGUUAAGUGCAAAGUUCCUGGCGGUGAAGACAAGGUUUCCUGGCGGUGAGCACAAGGUUCCUGGCGGUGAGGACAAGGUUGCUGAAGUUUAGGAAAAGGUUCCUGCCGGUGAGGGCAGGGUUCCUGGCGGUGAGGACAAGGUUUCCUGGCGUUGACGACAAGGUUCGUGGCGGUGAAGGCAAGGUUCCUGGCGCUGAGGAAAAGGUUUUUGGCGUUGAGUACAAAGUUCCUGGAGGUGAGGACAAGGUUCCAAGCGGUGAGGACAAGGUUCCUGGCGGUGAGUACAAGGUUCCUGGCGCUGAGGAAAAGGUUAUUGGCGUUAAGUGCAAAGUUCCUGGCGGUGAAGACAAGGUUUCCUGGCGGUGAGCACAAGGUUCCUGGCGGUGAGGACAAGGUUGCUGAAGUUUAGGAAAAGGUUCCUGCCGGUGAGGGCAGGGUUCCUGGCGGUGAGGACAAGGUUUCCUGGCGUUGACGACAAGGUUCGUGGCGGUGAAGGCAAGGUUCCUGGCGCUGAGGAAAAGGUUUUUGGCGUUGAGUACAAAGUUCCUGGAGGUGAGGACAAGGUUCCAAGCGGUGAGGACAAGGUUCCUGGCGGUGAGUACAAGGUUCCUGGCGCUGAGGAAAAGGUUAUUGGCGUUAAGUGCAAAGUUCCUGGCGGUGAAGACAAGGUUUCCUGGCGGUGAGCACAAGGUUCCUGGCGGUGAGGACAAGGUUGCUGAAGUUUAGGAAAAGGUUCCUGCCGGUGAGGGCAGGGUUCCUGGCGGUGAGGACAAGGUUUCCUGGCGGUGACGACAAGGUUUGUGGCGGUGAAGGCAAGGUUCCUGGCGCUGAGGAAAAGGUUUUUGGCGUUGAGUACAAAGGUCCUGGCCGUGAGGACAAGGUUUCAAGCGGCGAGGACAAGGUUCCUGCCGCUGAGGAAAAGGUUUUUGGCGUUGAGUACGAAGUUCCUGGCCGUGAGGACAAGGUUCCAAGCGGUGAGGACAAUGUUCCUGGCGCAGAGGAAAAGGUUUUUGACGUUGAGUACAAAGAUCCUGGCAGUGAGUACAAGGUUUCUGGCGGUGAGGACAAUGUUCCAAGCGGUGAGGACAAGGUUGCUGGCGCUGAGGAAAAGGUUUUUGGCGUUGAGUACAAAGUUCCUGUUGCUGAGGACAAGGUUCGCGGCAGUGAGGACAAGGUUCCAAGCGGUGAGGACAAGGUUCCUGGCGGUGAGAACAAGGUACCUGGCGGUGAACACAAGGUUCCUGGCGGUGAGAACAAGGUUCCAAGCGGUGAGGACAAGGUUCCUGGCGGUGAGGACAAUGUUCCUGGAGGUGAGGACAAGGUUCCUGACAGUGAGGCCAGGAUUCCUGGCGCUGAGGACAAGGUUCCUGGCAGUGAGGACAAGGUUCCCGGCGGUGAAGACAAGGUCCCUUGCGGUAAUGACAAGGUUCCAAGCGGUGAGGACAAGGUUCCUGACGCUCAGGAAAAGGUUUUAGGCGUAGAGUACAAAGUUCCUGGCGGUGAGGUCAAGAUUCCUGGUGGUGAGGACAAGGUUCCUGGCGGUGAAGACAAGGUUCCUGGCGGUGAGGACAACGUCCCAAGCGGUGAAGACAAGGUUGCUAACGCUGAGGAAAAGGUUUUUGGCGUUGAGUACAAUGUUCAUGGCGGUGAGGACAAGGUUCCUGGCGCAGAGGAAAAGGUUUUUGGCGUUGAGUACAAAGUUCCUGGCAGUGAGGACAAGGUUCCUGGGGUAAAGACAAGGUUCCUGGCAGUGAGGACAAGUUUCCUGGCAGUGAAGACAAGGUUCCUGGCGGUGAGGAAAAGGUUCUUGGCGUUGAGUACAAAGUUCCUUGCGGUGAGGACAAGGUUCCUGGCGGUGAGAACAAGGUUCCAAGCGGUGAGGGCAAGGUUCCUGGCGCUGAGGAAAAGGUUUUGGGCGUUGAGUACAAACUUCCUGGCGGUGAGGACAAGGUUCCUGGCGGUGAGGACAAUGUUCCUGGCGGUGACGACAAGAUUCCUGGCGGUGAGGCCAACGUUCGUGGCGGUGAGGACAAGGUUCCUGGUUGCGAGGACAAGGUUGCUGGCGGUGAGGACAAGGUUUCCUGUUGGUGACGACUAG
This is a messenger RNA of Paramuricea clavata, 2423 nucleotides long. The record is from the annotation of a GenBank genome assembly. Lineage: Eukaryota; Metazoa; Cnidaria; Anthozoa; Malacalcyonacea; Plexauridae.